Molecule: messenger RNA, 7188 nt
Organism: Hemiscyllium ocellatum (epaulette shark)
Lineage: Eukaryota; Metazoa; Chordata; Chondrichthyes; Orectolobiformes; Hemiscylliidae
Product: CRACD-like protein
Exons: 14
Coding region: 516-3596 (1026 amino acids)
Source: RefSeq, a predicted model, not a curated record
UUGAGGGAGCGGCAAAGCUGAUACUGCAAAACUCAUUUUUGAGCUAGUGCAAAGGCAUAGGAUCCUUUAACGGGAGCAGUAACCUAAGCUGGCUGAUAAUUACGAAAGGCAUGCAGGAGUCCAUGCGUUCACAAGCUUUUGCAAAAACACAUCACUGUGACCGUGCCAGCUUACUGUGUGUAGCUUGCAAGAGCCUGAGGCAGAGGGGUUGCAGUGCAUAACAUGGCUAGAUUCUACCAAUGUCUGCGAAGCGACUCAAGAUGCCUGGCCAUUUUCAGGCCCCCACAAACCUUACUGGAUGGAUACUGAGUGGCAGGACGACCCAUUGAAGAUGUGGUUUACUAAGGCUUGUGAGGGAUCUCCAUGCUGAUGCACAGGAGACGUACAACACUUGCCAGGAGAAAAAACAACAAGCUACUCCAGAGAGAGGACAUGAUGAGGAGCUGGAGAAGAAUGAUGGUGUGUGAGUGCAAGAUCCUGAACAUUCCCUAGGAUCACAGGCCAGGUGCCCUGCUAUGAAUGUUUGGAAUUCCCUAAUUGAGGCAUUUGAUUCCUGUGAGAGUAUUUUCAUGGCCACAGGUCUAACAGAGAGCAAGAUGCGUGAGUCUGAAGGUCCCAGUGAAGAUGGCUCAGGGAAAAAGAAGUCAAAAUUCAAAUCUUUCAAGAAGCUUUUUGUUAAAAAGAAGAGAAAGGAAUUUGUUGUCAAUGCAGAGAAGCCAAAUAUGAAGAUGAGCCAGUCAGCAGGUGAUGUCACAAUUCCAGAGUCUGUCAUCCCAGAGCUUGGGGAGAACGAUCAGGGUGCUUACAAAAUUAUCAUGGGAACCAGAGCCCUGUCACAUGACAGUAUCUUCAUCCCAGACACAUCUGUGCAACAACCUGAUAAGCCUGUUCGAGUGUUUUCCCAGGAGAAUGUCUCUGAACCUAUCAAAGCUUUACAGUUAAAGGUGCAACAAAACAUUAAAGUGGGACCACCCCCGACAUUGAUUCCAGCAACAAAGAUGGAGGACGCUGGUGCUAGUUCUGAAGAUGAUGGAUUACCCCACAGUCCUCCAGAAAGCUCCCCUCGCCAUGAAAUCUCAACACAGAGCUACUUAACUAAGUACUCUGACCCUUACAAGAAUCAUAGCUCCUUGACUUUAGGUGGGACACUCAGCGAAGAAGAAGAGCAGGUUAUGCCAGGGUCUUCCUCCAGGCCCAAUAGUCCGCUCUCCACCAACCUUCCAACAAGGUCAACCUCAAGACCUCGGAGUCCCACAUCGCCACCAGUUUCGAUCUCUUCUGACAGCUUUAUUUCACCUGCUAUUGAUUUUAACUCUCCACCUACGUUCUCCACUUGUCUCGAUAAUUCUGCAGCAAGACACAAGCUCUCAGUGAAGCCACGCAAUCAACGAUCUUCCUCUAAACAAAGACGGCAUUCUUCAAGAUUUCUUUCUGAGGAGCCUAGAGAUUUAAUGUACAAAGUACCUGAGCUAAAAGAAAAUGAGCAAGAGAUCAGCAACUACAACAGCGAGAACGCCAAUUCCGAAAUAUGUUUGAAAGAGAAACCAGCAAUUCCAUCAACAAUUCUCACUCAGGGACAACCUCUGUCGCUAACUGAGCCUAUGACAAUUCAGUCAAGUAGCACAGAGGUGGUGGAUAAUUCCGAACAAGGAACUAGUGAACUUAUCCAAUUAAAUACUGCCACCUCGUCUUGUGCUUGGGAUGUUAAUGAUCAUCUGCAAACAAGCUCUGAACUUGCUGUUCUGUCAGAAACUGGAGAGGAUGUCAAUCUGAUGGAAUUUGACAUAGUGGAAGUGACUGCUUCACAAAUUCUUGUGCUACCAGGCACUGAGUCACUGGGGUCAAUGACUGUAUUGUCUGAACAUUCAACUCCACUGGAUUUUAUAGAUCCAGUAAAGCAAAAAGAAGAAAUAAAUCUUCCGGAAUCUGAAGAGAGGGCCACAAAAUGUGGCACACCUGUUCCUUCUCUUGAUAUAUCCUUUGCAGGCGAGACUGUAUAUCCAACAAGCACGGAGAUUCAGGCAGAUAAAUUGGUACUCACUUCUGAGGAACCACCUUCAAUCGUCCCUGUAGCAACAGAAAUCAAUGAGAUAGAAUUUGUGCAGGAAACCCCAGAUACAUCCUGUGAACAAACAAACGCAGAAGUACCAUCAAAAGAAUCUUUACAUUCAAUCGAUCAAAGAGCAAUAGAGCCUUCAAAUCAUGACAAUAGGUCUGGUGAAGUGCUUGAAGAAUUCAGCAGUAUUGCAUCAACCAGUACUGAGGUAUGUUCGCAACCUUCAGAGGUUUUGAAAACAUCUCAGGACCCUCCUGUUUCAGAAACCAUUAAUAGCAGUCUGGAGAGUACAGAAGUGACAGUAUUUAAGAAAACAGACGUUCAAACAUCAGAAGACAACACAAUAAGUCCACAGAGUUCAUUUAAGAAAAAUAGCCAGGGCUCCUUCAAAUUCUCAAUUUCCUCAGCAUGGAAUAGAUCCAGACGAGGCAGCAUGAAGUGGAAUGAAGGUAAUCUGACACCGGAUUCAGACAGUUUGCAGAACAGAUUCCCACAGAAAGUUAGUACGCUGCCUGGAAGAGAGAGGAAAGAGAAAGGGGAAGAAAUGCCCCUUUUUGAACCUUCUGUGGUUAGGAUUGAAGUACAUAAACCAGAAAAAACUGAGGAAUACAAAAUUGAUGAAGGAAGAGGACUAUUUGGCAUUAAACUCCGCAGUACUUCCCAUUCUUUAAAAUACAAAGAGAGUGCUCAUUUAGAUUAUAAACGUCACAGUGCUGAAGCCACUUUGGAAUCAGGCAGCUCAGCACUGCAACUCAAGGUUGAAAAGACAGAUGUCAGGAAAUCACCUGAAAUCUCCCUUAGCAACACAUUAAUGGAUAAUGGAAAACUGAAGGCGAAAUCUUCUGAAAGUCUCUCUGUUAAGCCACCCUUACCUAAAAAACCUGUCCUCCAAAGUGUGAAUACUGCAACAACAGCCUUGAACAAACAGACCAUACAAAUUAAAUCUAGUCAGGAAAGACUGAAAGACACAGAGAAAAAGCCAAGUGUCAGUAAAAUCUCAGAGAAAUCUGCUGAAGUUUUACAAGAUGAUCAUUCCGAAGAAGAAAAAGGGCAACUUUUUGACAAACACACCCAAGACAAUGGAUCGUCCACUGAAGCUUCUUCUGUGCCAGCUUGGGUCACCAUGGCUAGGCAAAAGCAGAAAGGGUAUCAGGUGCAGCAUUUCAGCAAGCAAAAUAAAAUGUCAGCCCAGGAAACCAAAGCUACUACCGAUGGUAACGGAGUGAAUAAGGAGACCUUAAAGUCAUCAACUGAACUGAAAAGCAAUCACCAUAAGUCAUCAUCAUCUUGCAAACCUCAAGAAUGCAAACUGGAGCUGAAGUCGAGUGUUGCGGAGCCUCACCAGAAUGUUUCUCCGAUUCCCAGUCCUGUGACAGUAAAUAAGCAUUCAUCGGCAUCGUCACAGAAAACUAAUGACAAAGAUUGGAGAGAUCAACACAACAAAGAUAAAGCCUCUUCCUCAUCCAGUCAACCGUCGUGGAUGGAACUUGCCAAGAAAAAGGCGAAAGCGUGGAGUGACAUGCCACAAAUAAUCAAGUAACCUUCCGCACAAGACCUUCAAGUCAUACCUGGAAUCCUCAUAGCUGCUAGUUCUUGGACAAACAAUAGACUGUCCAUCAUGUUGAUUGACAAUAAGUUAGAAUCCUGUGUUGAUGAAACGUAGGUCAACUUAAUGUUCUGUUGUUUUUUUUUCUCAAAAGUAGGGUUUCCUCAGAAUACUACAUCUAAUGUCUGAGGGCACAAAUUCUGGUGAGGGGCUGAGAGUGCUGGUAAUCACACAAAAAGUGCAACGCAGAUUCCUGACGGGAUGAUUGCAAGACCAUGUUCCUUCAUGUCAUGUUUUGGAUCCACUUGACUGGGCCAGUCUAGGAAAUAAGUGUCAGUUUUAUUUGUGCCCUGGUAGGUGAUUGUAGUGAAAGCGUUGUGCUUGGAAUUAACUUGCUGCAUUUGUUUAGGGUUCAGGAGGUGCUUUAUGACAGAGUGUGAUGUAUGUUCAGCAAAACUAAGAAAGGGGGAGAAAGUUGGCUCCUUCUAACAAACAUUUUUCAACUACUUUUAAUUUCAAUUGAUCCAGAAGUGUUUUGUUGUCUUCAAAGAGAAUCCUGUAGCAUUAAAAAAUGUUUUGGAUCAGGUGUAAAAAGUUAUUUGUAUGCUUGUAAUUUUAGCUUAACAUUUUGUAAUGAUUUAUCAUUCUGUAAUUUAAUUAUAUUAUUGUUCAAACAAAAUAUACAAAGACUCGGUAAAAUGUGGGAAAUAUAUAUUAUGGAUACCUAAGUUAACAUUUGAUCAGUUUCUCUCAUGAUAGAUAUAAUCUGUUAUUGGGUUUGCUUAGCAUUUCAAAUUUUGGUUUUAUGUACUUGUUUCUUGAUUCCAAGUAAGUCGGAGUGUGUGUGUCUGUGUCUGUGUGUGUGUGUCUGUGUGUGCAUCUGUGUGUGUGUGUGUGUCUGUGUGUGUGUGUGUGUGUCUGUGUGUCUGUGUGUGUGUGUGUCUAUCCUUUUGAGUCUUUGUGCAGCUGCUGCUUUACUCAGCAGUGUUGCUUGAUAUCAGGAUAUCCAAAUUCGAACAGAAUAUUUGGGUACCUGGAUCAAUGGAAUCUUCGGUGGAUGGGAACAUGGGAAUUGCAGAAUGAGGAAAGCAAUCCAAGUUAAUCCUGAUCAUCACAUGAUACAACGAUAACAGAAUGAUCAGUUAAUGUUGAACAAACCUGGCAAUGCAGUGAGGAACAUUUCUCGUGGUGGGGGAGCAUUGGGAACCAUAGGUCCAAAAUAAUUGUUCCUCUCAUGCAUGUUCCACUUACUGUGUAUUGUGUGGUUAGUGAAGCAUUCACCUCCUGGAAUCUUGGCACUGUUACUAAAUAUAACUAAAUGUAUGCUGCCUGACACCCUAUUCUGUAAGGCCACAGUUGAAUUGGUACAAUGUUACUUCCUCAAUGUAAGAGAAUGUGCAUAUUCUGUUAAUAACAGAAUAGAGUAGACCUACAGGAGAGGAGUGAGCAUUUGCACAGGAAACUCUGUAAUUUGAAGAAUUUUGUAGGAAACUAACAAUAUCUUCCCAGCCUGCAUUUAAAUACUUGUAACAAUGCAAAUUGCACUAGAUGUUUUAUCUUCUAAUUAUUUUAUCAUAUUCAAAUAUAGUGAAAACUUUAGUAUGCAAAGACAUACCUGCCAAACUAUUAUCCUAAAUUGCCAGAAGUUAUCCUAAAUUGCCAGAAGUUAAGUCUCACUGUGAUACAGUUACAUUGGUACAUAGAAUUGCAAUAUUUUAGAGCAAAUCAUAGACAACAUGCAUUUUGCAAAAGUACUAAACCAUGUAUCUUAAGUUCAUCGACUCAUAUUUUGCAUAUUAUCUAUCUGGUGAUAGUUUCACUCCAUACAUCCACUGUUAAGAAUGCAACUUUGAACAGUUUACCUGAGAUUAUUGCACUAGGCAGUGAAAGUUUUUUUUUGUCAAUCACAAAUUGAGUUUUGCAGCUUCCUUUACUCAUUCAACUUGUGUUCAGUAUCAUAUGCAUGUUAUCAGCAAUGCAACUAUUUCUGCCUAUUGGUACACGUAUAUGUAUUUCUGUACCUGUAUAAAUAUUUAGAGGACUGUGUACAGCAUCAUGCACAGUACCUGACUCUGUUAUUAUGUCGUGUAAUGUAUGUUCAUGCUGAUUGAGUGUCCAAAUCAGUCAGCUCUUUGUGUGGUGAAUUGCUACGGGGAAAGUUUGAAUGCUCAUAAUGCACUUCAGGUACAUGUAUUUUUUACUGGUUGUUCACUCUUAAGUGAAGUAGUGGGCAUCUUCCAGAGUGAAUAUUAGUAAGGGGGUUACAGUAUGAAAAUAGCAGCUUUUUUAUCCCCAAGGAGUCAAUGUUAGAAAUUUCUAUUGCAUAUUUCGCUUUACACAGGAAGGCACUGGAUUGCUAUAAAAUUAUAUAAUCCAUCUGACUGGUCCUGAAGUUUAAACAUGAUGUACUAUGUACUGUUUUGUCUGUACAGUGCCGUUCUACAUCAUCAGAUUGACCUAUCAUAGAAAUGAUGGCUGAAUGACAGAAUGUCACGGUGUUGGUUCAGAGUGCCAUGGAGUGGCGGUAGAGUUUGAUUCCCCACUCGUAGUGUCUCCUGCAAUACCACAAGGCAGUGUGAAGCUGAAGCCAGAGACAUCUCCAGGGCAAAUAAAUAGAAAGAAUUAAUAGUUUAAUCCAAAAGCUGAUCUUGAUUUCGAGUUCCAUUUGCAAGGAGGCCCAGAAAUGUAUUGUCUGGCUAAUUCAUGGCUGCAUUUGCAACAGGGUCCGGACAAGCCAGUGAAGAUAAACUACGAGAAUAAUAGGGAGAGCUUUGCCAUUUAAAAAUAAAUGUUGCUUUGAAAUAAGUGUGCAAUGUGGGAGUAAAAGUGUGCAGCAAAUGUUUUAUUGGAAAAUUAUCUGCAUUCAACCAAUGAUUUUCAAAUAGACCAAAGCCUUCCACAAUGAGGCAUCUCAGGCAAUUUUACCCUUAAUAUAUUCACAUGAUAUUUCUCUGCUAAUUUAAUGUAAAUUCUACCCUAUUUAAAACAAACAGGUUGACAUCUCCGUUAUAACAGUGGAUGGUGAAAUAUUGUAUGAAUGAAUUAAUAGUUCGACUACUAAUAUUGCAAACAGCAAUUGCCAAGUCUGUUAAGUUGCCACAUCUCCACAUGUAACUUUGAACUUACUGUUUGGUUGUACCCUUAAUUUAUAAACACCUGAAUGAAGACACAGCUUAUGCACUGAAUAUUAAAGUACGGUUCAUUCUUAAGGAUAGUAAAUCCAUUCAGGAAUUAUAGUUUGUUCAGUGUCGUCCUAUAGUAUUUGUUUUGAUAUCCUGUAACGACAAACCUGUGAGAUUCUGUAGGAUUUGUGAAUAGGUGAUUUGAUAGGGGUGUGUGUUUUGCAUAUUUGAUGUUUUUAUGUUCACUAACUUUGCCAAUUGGAUGUCAGUAAAGCUGGCACAGCUGCAAGGUCUCCAAUCUGAUGAGCUUCAAUCUAAUACUACUGUGUGAUGCACCAGACUGUUAAACAGCCUUACCCUUAUGUUGCUAAAUUUAUACUACCUCUCCCUACUUUUAUAUUGUUAGAACUCCGACUUAUUAAAUCAUGAUGGAAAUUAAAAGACUAUUUUUUACUAAUCUAAAA